AAAAAAAAAAAGGGCAGAAAUGGAAUGGGGGGAGUUGGAGUAUAUGAAAAACUCCGUUGGUACCAUGAAAGUCGCUGUUGAAGUUUCAAAAGUGUUCGGAGGUUUCGAACAAAGAAAUAAUAGUUGAAGUUCUUAAAUCUCGUAAACCUCAUUGGAGCCGAAGAAGAAGACCAUACAACCAUGGCUAGUAGUUCUGGAUCAGCCAGCUUAGAAGAUGUUCCCUCCAUUCAUCUCAUGACCGAGCUUCUCCGUCGCAUGAAAUGCGCUUCAAAACCCGACAAGCACCUCAUUCUCAUUGGUCCACCUGGAUCAGGAAAAGGUACCCAAUCUCCAAUUAUCAAGGAUGAAUACUGCUUGUGUCACUUGGCUACUGGUGAUAUGUUAAGAGCUGCUGUUGCUGCAAAAACUCCACUUGGUGUUAAGGCUAAGGAGGCCAUGGACAAGGGUGAACUUGUGUCUGAUGAUUUGGUUGUUGGCAUCAUUGAUGAGGCAGUUAAGAAGCCUUCAUGUCAGAAAGGUUUCAUUCUUGAUGGAUUUCCUAGAACCGUGGUCCAAGCACAGAAGCUGGAUGAGAUGCUAGAAAAGCAGGGUGCUAAAAUUGAUAAGGUGCUUAAUUUUUCCAUUGACGAUGCAAUCUUGGAGGAAAGGAUUACUGGACGAUGGAUACACCCAUCCAGCGGGAGGUCUUAUCACACCAAAUUUGCUCCUCCAAAGGUUGCUGGCAUUGAUGAUGUUACGGGAGAACCUCUGAUUCAACGUAAGGAUGAUACUGCAGCAGUUCUCAAAUCUCGGCUGGAGGCUUUCCACAAGAAAACAAAGCCAGUGGUUGAUUACUAUUCCAAGAAGAAAAUUGUGGUAGAUCUUCAAGCAGAGAAGCCUCCCAAAGAUGUAACAGAAGAGAUUCAGAAAGUGCUCUCAUCCUAGAAAUGGGCAUCUUACAAUAAUUCAACAAUGGAUGAAACCUUUUCAAUUUUUACAGAAACCAUUGGAAAAUUUAACAUUCAAUUGAUAUUGUAUUGUCAAAUCUGCUGACUUUGUGAGUUAACCUCAUUUGAACAAAAGAUACACAUUGGUCUUCAACUUUUCAUUACAAAUUGUACUAAUUCUAUAAAAUAAGAAUAAUUAUCUUAUAGAACAAUGAAAUUUAUAUUAUCAGUGCUCAUUUCCAUG
Cucumis sativus (cucumber) is the source of this 1170-nucleotide messenger RNA. Its product is annotated as adenylate kinase 4. The transcript has 6 exons. Gene Ontology annotation, molecular function: ATP binding; AMP kinase activity. Bases 181 to 924 code for a protein of 247 amino acids. Gene Ontology annotation, biological process: nucleobase-containing compound metabolic process. Gene Ontology annotation, cellular component: cytoplasm; mitochondrion. NCBI's taxonomy places the organism in Eukaryota, Viridiplantae, Streptophyta, Magnoliopsida, Cucurbitales, Cucurbitaceae. The record is from RefSeq and is a predicted model, not a curated record.